AUUCUUCAUUAUCAGCUCUGAAUGUGUGUGGUGUGUGUGUUUGCUGCAGUUACAGGCGUCUAAAGCAGCUAUCAGUGUGUGUGAGUGUGUGAUCAUGACAGGAGAAGAUUUUCCAGGGUGUGUGAGUGAGAGAUAGAGAGCAUGUGUGAGUGUACUAUAGAAUAGCUUUUAUUAUUUUUUUUAGUCUUUAUGUGCUACUAGUGAUUUUGGAUUUCUGUGGGACACUUUAUGAGGUGUGUGAGUGUGUGUGAGGAGUGUGUAAGUGUGUGUGUGGUGCCAUGGCGGGGGACAGCGUGGAGGAGACCCCUGAUCUGAAGGAUAUGGAUGAAGAGGAGCUGUGGGAUCUGAUUAAUGAUAACAGGCAUGCUAUCUCUCUGGGCGUGCGGCCCUGCGUUCUCAUCCCCUACCUGCGGCAGGUACGCGUGCUGACCGAUCUGGACGAGGACGAAAUCCUCACCUGCCUAAAGUUUAACAACCGCAGCAUGAGGACCAGCCACAUGCUGGACAUUCUGCGCAUGCAGGGCCGAAAUGGAGCUGUUGCUCUUCUGGACAGUCUGAUGAUCCACUACCCCAAUCUGUAUACACAGGUCACUGGCCGCAAGCCCAGCACUGAACCAUCAGGCUUCAGCGGAUUAAUAAAGUAUUCAGAGCUGACGGAGUAUCUGGUGCGGGCGGUGACAGGAAUGCAGAAGGAGCUUCAGGAAGCCCGCGAGGAGGCCGCACAGUUACGCUCGCGCUGCUGCGGCCUGCAGGGGGAGCUGUCUCAGGCUGUGACCCAGGGGCAGGAUAACACACGCCUCCACGCAGAAAACGCACGCUUGCGUACACAUCUUGCAGGCCUGCACAGAGACCUGCUGCAGGUGAAGGAUGAGAAAUGUGAUCUGUAUGUGAGAUACGCUGCAGCGGUAGAAGAGAAAUCUGCAGUAAACAUCCGAUGCAGAGACUUUAACCUGCAGCUGUAUCAGUUACAGUGUGAGCUAAGGAAGGCUCAGACUGAGACGGAUUUCCAGAGACAGCGUAGUCUGAGGACUGUUUCUCACACUGAAACGCAGCAGCUGCGGGAGGAGCUCACCAUUCUGAGGAGGCAGCUGCUGGAGGCUGAGAAAAUCACACCGGCAUGUCAGGAUAUACUGGCGCAGGAUCUAAAGGAGGCAAGAGACCGCAGAUCUGAACUUGCCGAACAGCUGAGGAGACUUCACGAGGAAAACGAAGCACUAACAAGAGAGAGAGAUGAACUGGUGGAGGAGAAGGAUGUUUUGGCCCUGCAGGUUCAGAAGCUUUCUCUGGACUGUGAGAUGUACCAGCAGAAAAGCACUGUUUUCCAGAGCCAGCUGGGCGAGCUGCAGGCUGAGCGAGACCGAGCAUAUCUGGCCCGUGAUGAAGCGCAGGCUCAGAUUGCUUGUAGUUUGGCUGAGAAGGAUACUCUGAGGGGACAACUGGUGGAACUGCAGGAGAAAGUCUUCACUCUGAGGGCUUUUAACACACCGGGGGAGUGCAACAAGAGCAGAGAAAGACAGUAUAGCUGGGAGAGCAGCCAAGGGUCCAGUAGUGAAUGUCCCCCCUCCACCCCUCCGCCCCGUCCCAGACUGCGACGUAUGCAUGCUGUUCCACCUGCCAGCAGCAGCUUCCAAACCAGCAAGCAGCUCAGCGAUGAUGGCUUUAACAGUGUCCGCUCCAGUUUAGUAGAACCUCCUUGUUCAGAGUCUCUGCGUAGGAGAGAGAAGGACAUAGAUUUCAGUGACAACAGUCAGGAGAUGUCAGACGACUCAUCUUUCUGUCUGCUGGACGUGGAGAGCGAUUAUGUGUUAAUUUCUAAAGAUGAAAAUGACCCGAAGUCUUUAGCGUCUUCACCCUCACCUUCUUCCUACUGCAAGGCCAGCCCCUCCUUCUCCAACCCCAUUAAGAGGAGCCAGACUGAAAGAGUCUCCGAGGCUCCAGCUCCUCCGUUUCUGGUGCGUUCUCGGCACCAGGCUUUGCGCGUUACGGACCGUGCGCUUAGCUUUUCCUUCCAGGGUGAGGCGCUCCUGAGCCAGCUUCAGGUGAUCGGGGGAAACAAGACAGGUGUGUUUGUGCACCAGGUCACAGAGGGGUCGUCUGCACACAUCUCCGGCAUCAGCCCUGGGGCGCAGAUUCUGGAGGUGAAGUGUGAGAGGAAUCAGCGAGCUCUGAGGAUGGUUCUGGAAGACUCCACUAUGGAGGAGGCGCUUUGGGCGCUGGGGCAAGUGCAAGGCCCCUGCACCCUCUCACUCCGACCCAAACGAGACGCGUAUGAGAAUCUGCUGCAGCAGCUGAAGAAAGGAGAUGUAACGUCGGGAGACUCGUUCUACGUUCGAGUGAACAUGUCUCUGACGGGGAGCGCGGCCGGAGCCCUGGCCGUCACCUGCAAUGACAUUCUGCAUGUGACUGAUACACAUCACGGUCACGACGGCUCCUGGUGGGCCAGUCACGUUCACAGCUGUCAGCUGAUGGACCUGAAAAGUGGGAGCCUGCCUAAUUACUACAGAGCUCAGAGGGUGCUCAUUCGAGCAAUUGAGGACAUGUCCUUCCAGCAGAGAACUCAUAGAAAGGUGGAGCGAGCGCAGGCUCAGGGGAAGCAGAAGGCGGUACGAAUCGUCAGUACAGGCCGUCAGGGGAGGAAUCCGCUGUGGGUCAGUGUGGAGGAAGACAAUGAAAGCCAGACCAAGUCAAACAGUGAUGGCAGCACCCCUCGUAGCUGUGUUACCCUGAUGCCCUACACGCUGGUGACUCCCCACUACCCUCCCGUCUGCCGCCCAGUCCUUCUCCUGCCCACAGUCCUCGGCCGUGUCCUGCACAAACGCCUGGCGGAGCAGGACGGCUACCAGCUUUGUCAGCCAGAAACUCUGAGCGCCACUGAACACGCCUCUCGGGUACAGAAGGGGGAGGUGCUGGAGGAGUGUGACCCUAGUACACACAGCUGUUACACUGUACAGGGCGUGGAGAAGAUAAUGAAACGUGGCACUCACUGUGUACUGCCCCUGGGUCUGGACUGUGUGCGGCGUCUGCACCGAGCAGAAAUCUUCCCUAUUAUCAUCUUUGUGGCAUCUACAGAACGCAGCACACGCAGACUCAAACAGAAACUGCGUCAUAACUUUGUAACGGAGGCCCAGCUGCUGGAGUGCUCUCGUAGUGAGGAGCCGUUGCUGGAUAAGCUGCCCUGUCUGUACCGCACUGUUCCUCCUGAGAGCUGGAGCGACAGCGCCACUCUGCUGGACACCCUGCAGUAUGUGGUGGGAGACGAGCAAUCGAAGAUAGUUUGGGUUGAGCCUAAUCUGUGGUAACAAUGGCGUUAAAGAAACUGUCAAACUGUUACUGACAGGUUUUAUGGACUUCUAAACAUGAACAUUUGGAUUUAUGGUAUAAUUCCAUACUGCUACAUGGGGUCAGAAAAAGCAUUUGACUAACUGUAUUACUGUCCUCCAGUCUGGUGGAGGUUUCUGCAGUGCUAUGUACUGCACAAAUAGUGAAUAACUAACCCAGGUAAUUGGCAUGGUUGGUUAAUUAUCGACAUGAGGAUAAUAAGAAUUAUGUUUGUUUAGUAAAAGUUACAAUAUCAGGAUUGCCAGUCUAACUAACUAACCAAUCAUUGUCAAAAAUUACCUCAUCAAUACUGAAAGACACAAGAAAAGGUGCUACAGUUUUAGGUGCUGAAUAAUCAGUAUGUUCCACUGUAAUGUGGGACAACAUUGAGGUACAAUGGUGGCUAUGUGCAGAUGUGCUUAAUUUAUGUUUUACUAAAACAAAGAUGAGUUCAUACCAUAUGUAUGCAGCAAGGUACUUCACUGACUAGUCUAGUGACACGAAAUAUUUGUAAUAUGCAUUAUUUGCAUAACUGAACUAUGUAAAUACAGUGUAUUGGUUGUAAUUUAUGCAUAAAUGUUUACAGAAAUUUGUCCUUUUUUGUCUUGAGUGGAUUUAUAUUACAGACCAAAAGGGUCCAAAAAUGUAAUAUAUAAUGUUUACUGUUUACUAAUUUGUUACCUUUGCUUAGCAACAGCCUCUCACACCUAACAUGACGUCUGAUUGAAAAACACUCAUGUGAGAAACGCAGAGAAACAAAUGGUUUCAUCAGCACACAGUAAUGUUAGGAAUGAGGAUGUAGUGUAGUGACUAUCCCUCAGAAUCCCCCUCACAUGUAGUCACUGUGAAGAGUGUGAAAGUUGAAUUUUUAUUAUACUGUACACUGUACAACAUACUAUACACAAAAAAAAGAACAUUCAGGCUCAGAACAUCUCCAAAACAUUUGGGGUGUUCCCAGUGGCACUAAAACCAGUAAGCCUGCGAAGGGUCAAGUUUACAAAGGAUGAACUUAUUCUAAUGGAAGUUCCACUUCACACAUUCACAACAGGACUUAAAGGAUCUGGUGCUAACAUCUUGGUUCCAGACACAUUCAGAGGUCUUGUGAGGUCCAUACCUUUACAGGUCAGAGCUGUUUUGUCAGCUCUUAAACCUAAAUGGUUUUAGACUAGAGGUUUCAUUGUUAAGGUUGAUAUGUACAUAUACAGUGCAGUUUGUUGUACUGCUUCUAUUACUAUGGUCACACUCCCGGAACACUGAUUUUAUGUUUGUUUGAUUUUAUUUUAAUGUUACAUAGUGUUUAUUACAGAUAGACACACUCACUGACCACAUACUUUGUUUACUUGGGUUUAUUCUAAUAUUAAAUACUGGUAGACACAAUUUGUUUGUCGUGAUGAAUAAAACUGAUAUAUUUGUAUGUCCAUUAUAUAUAGUUUGUAUAAGCUUUUUACAUGGAUGUACAGAAAAAUACUACAAUAAAAAAAUACUGUGUCUAUGAAUAAAAUGGAUGUUUAUCA
Messenger RNA from Astyanax mexicanus (Mexican tetra), 4832 nucleotides. It is a transcript of the gene card14, whose product is annotated as caspase recruitment domain family, member 14. Gene Ontology annotation, biological process: regulation of apoptotic process. Bases 279 to 3299 code for a protein of 1006 amino acids. The transcript is spliced from 21 exons. The record is from RefSeq and is a predicted model, not a curated record. Lineage: Eukaryota; Metazoa; Chordata; Actinopteri; Characiformes; Acestrorhamphidae. Gene Ontology annotation, molecular function: protein binding.